This is a messenger RNA of Purpureocillium lilacinum, 195 nucleotides long. NCBI's taxonomy places the organism in Eukaryota, Fungi, Ascomycota, Sordariomycetes, Hypocreales, Ophiocordycipitaceae. The record is from RefSeq and is a predicted model, not a curated record.
AUGGGAAUUUUAAUUGUUGCCGGCUCGCCUCACCACCAUGCUUUCUUCUUCGACCUGCCUCUGCUCCUCCACCGCGCCGCCCACCCGCUUAUGCUCCCGCCACAGCCGCUCAAGCCGGCCCGUCAGCAGAGCCUCCCACCCACUGACAGGAACAAGCUUUGCAUCGCGGGAAACAACCUUCCGACGGCGUCCUGA